AAAUAGCAUAACAGGCAUUCGACCAACCUGGAGGAAUUCAAAUACGGGCUGGUCGCAGUAAAGUAUUCGGUUCAAGGUCAUUGGGACGAAACAGCGGGUGAUUCUGAGAGUGUUUUGCUUUUUUAUCGUGACUCUCCGAACAUUACGGAUCACUUAUAAUGUUUCCAUCUAGGUUCAAAAGGCUGUGCACCUCUUUUACUUCGUAUCAAGAUAUUCCAGCAAUUCUUCUACUAAUACUACUAUAUAUUUUUCAGGGCAUUUCUAUCGGCAUUUCUGCUUCGAUUCCAUUUCUUCUUCAAUCAAAUUACCGUAUGGGUGGCUAUAAUUUACAAGCAACAUUUUCAAUAUCAGCUUGGCCUUUUUCUAUGAAACUUCUCUGGGCUCCAAUAGUUGAUUCAAUUUACGUCAAUUUUAUUGGAAGACGGAAAACGUGGCUCAUAAUAACUCAGUAUACAAUUGGGAUUGAGUUACUUGUGCUAGCAAGUUGUAUCGAUGAUUGGUUUGGACGAGACCCCAACAAAGCGUGGAGUCAGUUAGGAUCACAUCAUCCAGUGGAUAUAAUACGCUUAACUAUAACAUUUUUCGUACUUACAUUUCUGACAGCUACACAAGAUAUUGCGGUUGAUGGCUGGGCCUUGACAAUGCUAUCGAAGAAGAAUGUUGGUUGGGCUUCUACUUGUAAUAAAGUUGGACAGAGCCUUGGUCAUGCGUUAGCAUUUAUUCCUUUAGUUUGCUUAGAGUCUCCUGAUAUUCCUAACAAAUAUCUUAGACGAACACCUAUAGAAGACAAAGGAUUAAUAACAUUUUCCGGUUUUCUCUAUGUAUGGGGUUUUUGUUUCAUAAUAUUUAACACAGUUUUGGUAAUAUUUAAACAUGAAAAAGGCUCAACAUUGGAUGGGACUAUACGCCACUUCGUAAAAAGUUGUUUAUUCAGUAAAUCGAAAUGCUCGACACACUCAUUGAACAUUGAACAGACGGCAAAUAAAAAUGAACAAACAGACGGAAGUGAAAAAGUCUCAUUACUUAAUACAUAUAAGACUAUUAUUGGUGUUAUUCAACUGAAGCCUGUCGCGUUGUAUUUGAUAAUGAUAAUUUCAGCAAAGGUAUGUGCUUUUGGUACAUAUUCAGCUACAAAUUUGAAGCUAAUCGAACAGGGCCUCGCUAAAGAGAAACUGGCAUUAUUAAACUUUGGAUUUUUGCCAAUAGAAUUUAUUUUACCCUUGUUAUUUGUGCGUUUUACUACUGGACCAAAACCAUUGACUACGGGUCUAUUGGUAUUUUUACCAAGGUUACUGUCAAAUUGUUUAUUUAUUCCAAUUAUCCAUUUCAUACCGGAUUUUCGAAUGAUUUCAAAUGAUACCUUAAUGAUGAAUAAUCCGAAUAUGACAACACUAAAUAAUUACACAGCUAAUAAUAAUAAUCAUACAUUAAUUUUAAUGAAAGAUAAACCAACUUAUUCAUUUCCAUGGAUAUUUUAUGCAAUAUUAAUAAGUGGCUUCCUUUUUGAUAGAAUUACAGCAAUAAUUAUAUUCGUGCAAUUUCAAGCGUUUAAUGCCAAAAUAAGUGAUCCAGUUAUUGGAGGAACCUAUAUGACAUUAUUGAAUACUGUAUCAAAUCUUGAAAUGUAUUAAUGCAACAGAAUCAUGCAUUAAUGUAUUCGAUGGAUACUAUACUGAAUUGAUAGUUCUUUUCGUCAUUGGUUUAAUAUUAUUUGUAUGGUUCUUUUAUCCAACAGCAAAAUCUUUGCAAAGUUUACCAAUAACAAAAUUUUCUUACAAUCCAACUACUGAUCAAAACUGUUGUUUUAAUUGUUGUAAAACGGAAAAUCACUCAUUAACUAUAACUGAUUAUUUUGAAAGUAUGGAAAACAACACUGAUAUGACUACUACUACUACUACUACUACUACUACUACUACUACUACUACUACUACUACUA
This is a messenger RNA of Schistosoma spindalis, 1936 nucleotides long. The record is from the annotation of a GenBank genome assembly. NCBI's taxonomy places the organism in Eukaryota, Metazoa, Platyhelminthes, Trematoda, Strigeidida, Schistosomatidae.